Messenger RNA from Anoplopoma fimbria (sablefish), 1663 nucleotides. RefSeq names its product aldo-keto reductase family 1 member B1-like. The record is from RefSeq and is a predicted model, not a curated record. Gene Ontology annotation, cellular component: cytosol. Gene Ontology annotation, molecular function: aldose reductase (NADPH) activity. NCBI's taxonomy places the organism in Eukaryota, Metazoa, Chordata, Actinopteri, Perciformes, Anoplopomatidae. Bases 120 to 1067 code for a protein of 315 amino acids. The transcript has 10 exons.
CUCACUGACUGGUCAACAAGAGGCUGACACUUCUUCUGUUGCAGAAUAGUGCAAGCCUGCAUGCACGAAAAAGGCUGCUUGUUGAUUGAUCCUGCAAGAACUGCAACACAAGAUUCAACAUGAUGUCUUCAGUUACACUCAACAAUGGAGCAAAGAUGCCUAUUGUGGGUUUAGGAACCUGGAGGACAGCCCCGGGAAAGGCCAGUGAGGUUGUUAAGGUGGCGAUAAGAGCUGGUUACAGGCACAUCGAUGGUGCUUACGUGUACCAGAAUGAGGAAGAUGUUGGGGCUGGAGUUCGUGCCAUGAUUGACGAAGGAGUGGUUAAGAGGGAGGAUCUAUUUAUUGUCAGUAAGUUGUGGUGCACCUUCCACGUUCCAUCUCUGGUGAGGGGAGCCUGUGAGAAGACGCUCAGUGACCUGAAACUGGACUAUGUGGACCUUUACCUCAUGCAUUUCCCUAUGGGGGCCAAGCCAGGGGAUGACAUUUUUCCAUUUGAUGAGAACAAACAGCUACUUACUGAUGGCAGCAACUUCUUGGACACUUGGGAGGCAAUGGAAGAGCUGGUGGAUGCUGGAUUGGUCAAGGCUAUCGGCAUUUCCAACUUCAACAAAGACCAGAUUGAAGCCAUUCUCAACAAGCCAGGCCUCAAGUACAAGCCUGCCAACCACCAGAUCGAGUGCCACCCAUUCCUGACCCAGGAGAAGCUGAUCAACUACUGCCACUCAAAAGGCAUCUCAGUGACGGCUUACAGCCCGCUGGGCUCCCCUGACAGACCCUGGGCUUCAUCUGAUGAUCCCUCUCUGCUGGAGGAACCAAGGAUCAAGGCUAUUGCUGACAAGUACAACAAGACUCCAGCACAGGUUCUCCUCAGGUUCCACAUCCAGAGGAACGUGAUCGUCGUGGCCAAGUCAGUAACACCCCAUCGGAUCAGGGAAAAUUUUCAGCUGUUUGACUUCGAGUUGAGUGAAAACGACAUGAAGACCAUGAUGAGCUUCGAAGAGAAGAGAGCAUUCCCGCUACUGUGGGCCUCAACACACAAAGACUUCCCUCUGAAUGCAGAAUAUUAGCUCAUCAGACAACAUGCUGCACCGCGUCUACAACUAUCAACUACUGAGCCUUUCUAUUCAAAAUAAACAAGCUACGAAUUAUUGUCUUGAUAAGAUUCUACAGAAUCACUUUUUGUAUAAUGUCGCUAUUACAUUUUUGGGGGAUUGUGUGGAAUAAAAGUAUCUUUUUGCAAACUGUUAAGGUAGACGUUGAAAGUGCCCAUUAUUAAUGCAAUGUAGUUACUGAAGAAGUUGUAAUAAAAUAAGAAUACAAAGAAGGUUAGAACCAAGAAAAUAAUAAAUAUGCAAGAACCAAUUUUGUACUUUUUCUCUACGGUAAAAAUAAAUAAGCAUUAUAGAAAUAUUCGGGAAUAUGGCCCAACAUGAUGCCCGUUGUACCAACCAGACAAUAAAAUAUAAACCAGGAAAAAUGGGGUGGGUGGGGUUAGCAAACUCAAAAUCCAGUAUUAAUGCAGAGCUCGUAAUUUCUGAUUUAGUUAUUCCCUAGUCCCUUUUCAUGAUGCAUUUGUACGGCUAUCCCCUAUACUUCUGCUGCAUUUCUUUAUGUUUUUAAUCGUGAAGUAUUUUUCUGCAUUAAAUUUGCUAUGUAAAUACCC